GAGUAUUCAACCUAACACCAAGAUGUCUUCAUUUCUUGGAAGAAGCACGAAUACCAAUCCUACUGCCACCACUAGCUCGGCCACAGGACAGGAACUCGUUAACGAUAUAUCUAUCAAUAAUCCCCCCGAGGAUAGUGUUAGUGACUUGAGCUUUUCAUCUCAACAGGAUCUCCUCGCAGCUGCCAGUUGGGACAAAAAGGUCAGAAUAUAUGAGAUAGACUCCAAUUCUGGAAACAACCAGGGCCGAGCUCUCUAUGAGCAUGAUGCCCCUGUUCUCAGCUGUGUGUUUUCUCCGGACGGUGCUCGAGUCGCCAGUGGUGGUGCUGAUAAACAAGUCAAGUUGUUUGAUAUUGCCAGUCAACAAGCACAACAAAUUGGCGUCCAUGAUGCUCCCGUGAGAGCAGUGCGGUUCGUCGAAUGUGGUCCCACAAAUACCCCUGUGGUGGUCAGUGGAUCAUGGGAUAAGACGUUGAAGUACUGGGAUAUGAGGUCCCCUCAACCAGUUUCUACUGUUAACCUUCCUGAACGAUGCUAUUCUAUGGAUGCAUCACAAAAGUUGUUGGUGGUGGGGUGUGCCGACCGCCAUGUGUGUGUGAUUGAUCUCAACAACCCCCAACAAAUCUUUAAGACGCUGAUGUCUCCACUAAAAUGGCAAACCAGAGUGGUAAGUUGCUAUCCCCAAGGAAAUGGAUAUGCGAUCGGGUCAAUUGAAGGCCGGUGUGCAUUCCUGUACGUGGAUGAAGCCGAACAAAGCAAGCAUGGCUUUUCUUUCCGUUGUCACCGUAAAACCCCCAACUCAACCGGUACUUCUGCUUUAAGGACCAAUACUGAAUCUCAUAUCUAUUCGGUGAACUCCAUUAAGUUCCACCCGGUCUAUGGAACGUUCUCCACGGCUGGAAGUGAUGGAACCUUUUGCUUUUGGGACAAAGAUGCCCGGCAACGGUUGAAGUCGUUUCCUGAACUUAAUCACUCGAUUACUAGUUCUGCAUUCAAUAAGAAUGGGUCAAUAUUUGCCUAUGCCAUUUCAUAUGACUGGUCCCAGGGUCACCAGGGUAACCGCCCAGACUAUCCAACCCAGAUCAAGUUACAUCCUACCAACGACUCCGAAGUUAAACAGAAGAAGAAGAAGAUCUGAUGUGUAUUUUAUAGAUUCUUAUUGUACUUUUAUUUUGCAACCUUGUUUGCGCGGCCUGAUAAAAUUAUUAUAUUUAGUCACUAUGAACAAGCCUCC
Molecule: messenger RNA, 1231 nt
Organism: Yamadazyma tenuis ATCC 10573
Lineage: Eukaryota; Fungi; Ascomycota; Pichiomycetes; Serinales; Debaryomycetaceae
Gene: GLE2
Product: RNA export factor
Biological process (GO): transcription-dependent tethering of RNA polymerase II gene DNA at nuclear periphery; RNA export from nucleus
Cellular component (GO): nuclear pore
Molecular function (GO): RNA binding; ubiquitin binding
Source: RefSeq, a predicted model, not a curated record